CGGGGGAACGUCCGGACAAUCUGCCAGAUACAGCCUUGUACGAACCACCGCAGUGUCCCCACAGCGCCUGCUCGUCCGUGCAAGUAACGCUAUCCACCAAGAUUGGUCCGCCAGCCAACUUCCGCUGCCCCGUUCUGUGCUCUCUAUAGGAACCACGACUUCGUCCAUGGACGAGGAACAUUACGCCUUCCCGAAGGCGCUUAGCGAGUUUCCCGUGCAUUGGUUGAAUCGAUCACCAUCGCACUCCGAGAAGAGUCUUUUCUAUCUCCGGUCCCCUCAUCCGCUAACUUAAGCAUGCUCGUACGAAGACGCAGGACCGAAGGACCUUCACGUUCCCUCAGGUGCCACGCCAGCUCACUGAUCAUGUCUCCCGACGGUGAUUUUUCCAGUCUUUACAGCCACGACCGACCCAGCACGAUAGCUGGAACAGGCGAUUGGAAAGAGGUCGCGGCUCGCAAGACGAGGGACAGGCAGGUACUUCUGGACCAAUGGCCAGAAUGGCGGCUCAAGGAGGAGGUCCCGGAGUCGAUGACAGACGUCUCGGCCCUGCCGACAUCGCAGCUUUCCGCGCGGGAGUACGCGAUAGUACAUCUGGACGCCACUUCGCUGGUCGAACGCAUCCGUGAUCGUCGGUACACUUCGACGGAGGUUCUCAAGGCAUUCUGCCACGUUGCUACGAUCGCCCAGCAGCUUACAAACUGCUUGACGGAGAUCAUGUUCGAAGAGGGUCUGCAGAGAGCCGCGGAACUUGAUAGGCUUUUGGAAGAGAAGGGUCAGGUUGUCGGGCCUUUACAUGGCUUACCCGUGUCAAUCAAGGAUCACAUACGUGUCAAAGGGCAUGACACAGCGACAGGCUAUAUUGCUUGGGCAUACAGUAAGGUUGCCCAAGAAGAUGCCACAGUGGUUGAUAUCUUGCGCAAAGCCGGCGCCGUGGUGUAUGUGAAAACUGCCAAUCCGCAGACACUGUUGUCCCUCGAAACCAAUAACAAUAUCUAUGGGCGGACAUGCAAUCCAUUCAAUCGAGCACUCACUCCCGGCGGUAGCAGUGGAGGGGAGAGCUCCCUGAUCGCUGUGCACGGAAGCCCAAUGGGGAUCGGAACGGAUAUAGGUGGUUCUAUUCGCAUACCUGCGGCGCAUGCAGGCCUUUACGGCCUGAAAGGAUCAGUGGGCCGUAUGCCCCAUUCCGGUUUGGAAGGGUCGCAUGACGGCAUGGACGCGAUUGUUGGGGCGCUCGGGCCACUUGCGACCUCCGGGAGAGACCUGGCCUUGUUCUGCCGGGUCAUGCUCCAGUAUCAGCCCUGGCUCGUGGAACCGCCUCUCCUGGAGAUCCCGUGGAAGCAGAGCGUAGCCGAUGGGGAGGGAUUGCCCGAGCACCUCUCGAUCGCCGUGUUGUGGGACGACGGUGUGGUUGAACCCCAUCCACCCAUCCUCGACGCCUUGAAACGAACCAAGGAGGCAUUGGUGGCUGCGGGACAUAAAGUGGUUUCCUGGGUGCCUGUGGAUCACCAGGAAGCGUGGGAUUUAAUUCUAAAGCUCUACUUCCUUGACGGAGGUGAAGAAUACCGAGAUACUAUGGCGGGUGAACCGAUGGUCCCGCAGUCCGAAUGGGUUCUACGACAGGUGCCUAACGACGGCAAACCUUUCACGGUGGCAGAGACUUUCAAACUGAACCGGGCGCGCGAGGAGUUCCGGUCAAAGGUGGUCGCACAUUGGAAUGAUGCGGGGCGGACGGCAGCGGGAAGUUCAAUUGACGCCAUCCUCAGCCCUGUUUCUCCGACGUUAGCCCCUCCGCACGACACAACGCGCUGGUGGGGAUACACUUCUUACUGGAACUUGAUGGACUUUCCGGCGGUGGUAUUUCCAACGGGCAAAUUUAGGGCGCAGGACUAUACGCCGCUCGACGUCUCCGGCGAGCCCGUUAGCUGUACGCGUCCCCGCAGCGCGAUGGAGGAGUACAUCAAGAAGCAAUGGGCGCCAGAGACGUACGACAACGCACCCGUGGCCUUGCAACUCAUUGGGAGACGACUGAACGAAGAGAGACUGCUGGGCAUGCUCUCAAUCGUAGAGCGGGCAUUACAUCGUUCAUACGAGUAAAGGGUGCAAUUGUUUAAUAACUCACGACAUGUCGGACGACAACGAUCGCAUGAUGCCAACCGAACGACUUCAUUAGGAGAUUCGGAUGCUACGACAGCGUGCGGGGCUGCAGGAAGGCAUCGUAUCAUUACUAUACCCUCGGUCAUCAAAUGUGAAGGAAUGAAUAGAUGUUCAUACCUCUCACCGAAAGGGGAUCGCCGCGUUUUGAGAUGCGACAACGCGCACAAGGCCGACGGGGUUUUCAUUCACUGUCCUUGAGAUGAAGUGGCCGAGUU
Fomitopsis serialis is the source of this 2369-nucleotide messenger RNA. Its product is annotated as amidase. Bases 364 to 2094 code for a protein of 576 amino acids. The transcript has 6 exons. Lineage: Eukaryota; Fungi; Basidiomycota; Agaricomycetes; Polyporales; Fomitopsidaceae. The record is from RefSeq and is a predicted model, not a curated record.